UUUCAGAGCGUUCAGUCAGAAAAGAGCUGCAAUUGAGAAAGAAUAUGCACAGAGCAUUCAGAAGCUGGCUAGCCAAUACUUGAAGAAGGACUGGCUUGGAAUGAAAGCUGAUGAACGAAGUGAUUAUAGGAGCAUGUACUCGGUUUGGAAAUCACUUCUCGAAGGCACGAUGCAAGUGGCCCAGUCCCGACUCAACAUCUGUGAGAACUAUAAAAACUUAAUUUCUGAACCAGCCAGGACCGUGCGGUGCUUUAAGGAGCAGCAGCUGAAGAAGUGCGUGGACCAGUUGACACGGAUCCAAGCUGAAUUGCAAGAGACAGUAAAAGAUUUAGCUAAAGGCAAAAAGAAAUAUUUUGAGACUGAACAGAUGGCUCAAGCGGUGCGGGAGAAAGCUGAUAUUGAGGCCAAGUCCAAACUUAGUCUUUUUCAGUCAAGAAUAAGCUUGCAGAAGGCAAGUGUAAAGUUAAAAGCACGACGAUCCGAGUGUAACUCCAAGGCUAUCCAUGCAAGGAACGAUUAUCUUCUCACUUUAGCAGCUGCUAAUGCACACCAGGAUCGCUAUUAUCAAACAGAUUUAGUAAACAUUAUGAAGGCUCUCGACGGCAAUGUAUAUGAUCACCUUAAGGAUUAUUUAAUGGCAUUCAGCAGGACUGAACUCGAGACGUGCCAAGCUGUACAAAACACGUUCCAGUUUUUACUGGAGACUUCCAGCAGGGUGGUGCGGGAUUACAAUCUACAGCUGUUUUUACAGGAGAACUCGGUGUUUCACAAACCGCAGCCUUUCCAGUUCCAACCGAGCGACAGCGACACGAGUUUUAACGCCGUUCAGCUGGUGGAUAUUGAACCCUCCCCUGUCAGUGCUAUGAGAAUGACCAUAGCAGAGAGUCGACAACUGGAAUCGGAAACUGGAACGACUGAAGAGCACAGCCUCAACAAGGAGGCUCGGAAAUGGGCUACCCGGGUAGCCCGGGAGCACAAAAACAUCAUCCACAGUCAGCGGGUAGGUUGGAAAAAACACUUGUUUAGGGAUUUUAUUUGUU
Molecule: messenger RNA, 1040 nt
Organism: Calidris pugnax (ruff)
Lineage: Eukaryota; Metazoa; Chordata; Aves; Charadriiformes; Scolopacidae
Product: F-BAR and double SH3 domains protein 2-like
Exons: 10
Biological process (GO): neuromuscular synaptic transmission; regulation of actin filament polymerization
Cellular component (GO): recycling endosome; neuromuscular junction
Source: RefSeq, a predicted model, not a curated record